UGUCAGCACCACCUUCUCCCUCACACCCCCUUCCUCUCCCUGCAAGACAAGACAAAACAAAAACAAAUCCAUCAAAAUGACCGCCCCCCACCGCUUCGAUCCCAACUUCACCGACAAUGUCAUCAACGCAAUGGGUCCCAAAACCACCCCGCGCUUCCGCCAACUGAUGACCGGCUUAAUCCGACACGUGCACGAUUUCGCCCGCGAGAACGAAGUCACCGUCGACGAAUGGAUGGCAGCCGUGCAGUUCAUGAACUGGGCGGGGCAGAUGAGCGACGACAAGCGUAACGAGGGUCAACUCGUUACUGAUGUGAUUGGUUUGGAAUCAUUAGUCGACGAAAUAACCUACACCCUGGCCUCAGAAGCCAAAGACGCACCCACGGCAACCGCAAUCUUAGGCCCGUUCUUCCGCGCCGACACGCCCUUCCGCGCCAACGGGGCGAAUAUCGUGCGCACGGCUGUGUCGGAUGGGGAGAUGGCGUUCAUGCACGGUCGUGUGGUGGAUCACGUCACGAAACAGCCCUUGGUCGACGCUACCGUGGAGGUGUGGCAGGCGAGUACGAAUGGGCUGUAUGAGCAGCAGGAUCCCGCGCAGGAGGAGUUUAAUCUGCGGGGCAAGUUUCGCACGGAUGAGGAGGGCCGGUAUUGGUUUUAUUGUCUCAGGCCGACGCCGUAUCCUGUUCCUGAUGAUGGACCCGCGGGGAAGUUGCUCGAAAUGAUGGAUAGGCAUCCGUUCCGGCCGGCGCAUAUUCAUAUUAUUGCCACGCACCACGGCUAUAAACCUCUCACCACGCAGAUCUUCGAUCGCAAGGACCCGUACCUCACCAAUGACUCGGUCUUCGCCGUCAAGGAUUCCUUGAUCGUGGACUUUGUCGAGCGCAAGGGCGAUCCGCAGGCUGGGCUUGAAUUGGAGUAUGAUGUGAAGUUGGCGCCGGCGCCGGAGUCUAGCUAGGUGGGUUUUCCUGGGUGUGAACGGGUUGGGAGGAUUUGAGGAUGUCUGUUUUAUCCUUGGUAGCCGGCGGCUCUUCUCUGUAAAUAUUGUUUCGUAUGAUACCGGACUAUGUUAUCCAUUCUCAUGCUUGG
Aspergillus homomorphus CBS 101889 is the source of this 1083-nucleotide messenger RNA. Its product is annotated as intradiol ring-cleavage dioxygenase. The coding region runs from base 77 to 952 and encodes 291 amino acids. Gene Ontology annotation, biological process: catechol-containing compound metabolic process. The record is from RefSeq and is a predicted model, not a curated record. Lineage: Eukaryota; Fungi; Ascomycota; Eurotiomycetes; Eurotiales; Aspergillaceae. The transcript has 4 exons. Gene Ontology annotation, molecular function: catechol 1,2-dioxygenase activity; ferric iron binding.